This is a messenger RNA of Cuscuta campestris, 1328 nucleotides long. NCBI's taxonomy places the organism in Eukaryota, Viridiplantae, Streptophyta, Magnoliopsida, Solanales, Convolvulaceae. The record is from the annotation of a GenBank genome assembly.
AAAAUUUUAAAGAGCUCAAAUAUAUUUCGAAACCUGAAAAUUUUUACAAAAAAAUUUGAAAGUAGCCAAAAUAUAUUUUCUAGGAUUGUGACGUAUGGACACCUUUGAAAUUUGAAAGAAUAUAAUUGGAGCUACACGCAAAUCCCCAAACCCAAAACUAGGGUUUCAACGGAAGAUAUGGAUGCCGCUUCGUCUUCCCCGUCUCGUGAGAGGAAGCCUGAGGUCAAGGAUGGUGUUGCUUGCAGCGCCUUGCGUGCCAUGGAUGAGAAAUACUUCUCCGAUGAAGAAGAGGGAGACAUGGACGUGGACGAGGAAAACGAAGAAGAUGAUGGCGAGACAAGGGGCCUCGAAGGCGAAGACUUCGCACAAAUUUUCAUGGUUCGCGAUAAUGUUUGGGAGACUAAGAAUUUCUCCAAGUGGAGGAAACUGAAUUGGCGCUGUUUCGAAUGGUGUUCCCAAAUCAGUGAUUACUAUUUCGAUAUACCCAAAGAUUCUUUCAAACCCAGGUGGGAUCCUCGUUCCGGAAGACCCUUAGAAUUGAAGAUGGGCCAUUCGCUGUUGUACUAUGAUAUGGACGAACCAUGGAUAGGCUUUUAUCUCAGAGAAGCUUGUGAAGGUGCCAGAGUAGCUAUUGAGUUUUUCAACAAGGAAAACAAGAUGGGAACAAUUUUGGAGUUUGUUAAGAUGUUGAGAAUCAGAAGGGGCUUACAUUUUUAUCAACCUCGCGGUAGAGUAUACUUCCUUACAUUUAAGACCAAGAUUGUUCCUUGGAGUUAUCCAAAACCUUUUAAAGAACUCGAAGCCUCCUUAUUUCAACCGUCUCAAGACAAGAAAACUUGGUAUUUGAGAGCCUUGAGGGAGAAGCCUUUUGAUUUAAUGGCUCCAUAAUGGUUGUUCUCGGGAUCAUGAUUUGAAAGGAACUGGAAUUUCUGGAAGCUAAUGAGUUCCUUAUUAAGAGUUCUCCACUCAGCCGUCUAUAAUCAAUAUAGGAGUUGCUACAAAGUUGCGGUAGGAUGUCUGGAUGACAAAGCAUAUAUGUAUUUUGUAACACUAUGUAUGGUUCAUGGAAUUUGGAAGGAAAAAGAAGAAAAUGAAAACUAUUUUCCUUCCAUAUUGGUGAGGAAAUUGAGUGUAUUCCUUUUUGCUAUAUCCACCCUCAUUUUAGCUAAAUCUCUCUUUCGAUGUUAAAUUGACAAAUUUGCCUUUAAACGUUGGUAUUCCUUCUGCUAUAUCCCUCAUAAUCCCUCAUAAUUAGUUCAAUACUAAUGUAAUUUAUUUGAAUUGUUAAUGUUUAAUUUGUUUCCGUUUCAUAAAGCAGAAAAAAUUGA